GGCUUCUUCAACCGGGUGAUCUAUGACUCAUGCGGGACGGAGAGGAGCACGAAGAGCUCCAGACCCCUCACUUCCACCAGCAGCUGCAGGACUUCAAGCCACCCUCCUGGUCUUACAAGGUUAUGAACGAUUAAUACAAUGAGCAAGAGAAAGACUAAGGACAGGAGCCUCCCUAUUGGAGAAUGUAUUGGGCAGGUCCAUGCCAUCCUACGGCAAAGGUUUCUGCAGCAAAGUCACCAUGGAAGGAAAUUUGGGGUAAAAUCACAGCACAAGCACUUAGUAGAGCUUCUGAAAAGAACAGUGAUUCAUGGUGAGAGUAACUCUGCACUGAUUAUUGGUCCCCGGGGAUCAGGAAAAAGCAUGCUGUUAAAGGAUGCCUUACAAGAAGUUCUGGAAAUAAAUCAAAUAAAAGAGAAUGCGUUGCAAGUCCUUCUUAAUGGUCUCUUGCAAACCAAUGAUAAGAUUGCUCUGAAGGAAAUUACCAGGCAACUCAAUUUAGAAAAUGUGGUUGGGGAAAGAGUAUUUGGAAGCUUUGCAGAAAACCUUUCUUUCCUACUGGAAGCUUUAAAAAAAGGUGACCGAACAAGUAGCUGUCCGGUGAUGUUUAUAUUAGAUGAGUUUGACCUGUUUGCUCAUCACAAAAACCAGACCCUGCUUUAUAAUCUUUUUGAUAUUGCGCAAUCGGCGCAGACUCCUGUAGCUGUCAUUGGUCUGACAUGCCGAUUGGAUGUCAUGGAGCUUCUUGAAAAGAGAGUGAAAUCUCGGUUUUCGCACCGGCAAAUACAUUUACUGAACUCCUUUAGCUUCUCGCAGUACUUGGAGAUGUUUCAGAACCAGCUUUCACUGCCUCCUGACUUCCCUGAUUCACGGUUUGGCGCAGAGUGGAAUAAAAACAUUGAGAGCUUAAGAGGAAACAAGACCGUGGAAGAAGUUCUUCAGAAACUGUUCAACUCUACCAAAGACGUGCGGUCCUUGCACAUGCUUCUGCUUCUUACCUUAUGCCGCAUAAAUGCAUCUCAUCCUCAGUUGAAUGCUGGCGACUUUCUUGAAGCAUUUAAGCUCCGAAGUAUGGAUUCCAAAGCAAAUCUUUUGCAUGGUCUGUCUGUCCUAGAGCUGUGCCUUAUUAUAGCCAUGAAACACUUGCACGACAUUUAUGACGGAGAGCCAUUUAACUUUCAGAUGGUCCAUAACGAAUUUCAGAAGUUCGUUCAGAGAAAGGCUCAUUCUGUGUAUAAUUUUGAGACCCCUAUUGUAAUGAAGGCAUUUGAACAUCUGCAUCAGCUGGAGCUGAUUAAACCUAUGGAAGGCCUGUCUGUCCGCGCACAAAAGGAAUACAGACUCAUGAAGCUACUUCUAGAUAACACCCAGAUCACAGAAGCUCUCCAGAAGUACCCCAACUGCCCCACAGAUGUUAAGCAAUGGGCUGUGUCCUCAUUAAGUUGAGGGAGCGUGUUAAGAGUAUUUCAAAUAGUUUUUGUAAUAAAAAAAAAAAAAAAAUUAUACAUAUAUAUGUUUUGAGAUCAAUAAACUUUAAUAUUGACAUUAUUUACAAAUGUAAUAUUUGAUUCUCCUUCCCAAUCCAAAGGUUUUAUAUAAAUAUACCUCACUCCAUUUUGUGUGCUAUUUCUGCAUGUUCACACUGGGCUGUAUUAUUAAAAGGCGAUUAAGGGCAAAGCGCUAUCUAUGUUUGAACCACCUUUGUAGAUUUUGCUAGUUUUGUGGGAGGGACUGUAAGAAACACACCAGAUUGUAGCUCUAAACUAUGAAAGAGUCCGUUUGAGUUGGUAGGAACUUGUAUUGCGUGUGCCCAACUUGCCUGCGCAUGAAAAAUGAAACUAUUAGGGUUAUU
Messenger RNA from Pelobates fuscus (common spadefoot toad), 1849 nucleotides. It is a transcript of the gene ORC4, whose product is annotated as origin recognition complex subunit 4. Gene Ontology annotation, molecular function: ATP hydrolysis activity; DNA replication origin binding. The transcript has 14 exons. Lineage: Eukaryota; Metazoa; Chordata; Amphibia; Anura; Pelobatidae. The record is from RefSeq and is a predicted model, not a curated record. Gene Ontology annotation, biological process: DNA replication; DNA replication initiation. Gene Ontology annotation, cellular component: nucleus; nuclear origin of replication recognition complex. Bases 139 to 1443 code for a protein of 434 amino acids.